Molecule: messenger RNA, 885 nt
Organism: Fusarium keratoplasticum
Lineage: Eukaryota; Fungi; Ascomycota; Sordariomycetes; Hypocreales; Nectriaceae
Exons: 1
Coding region: 1-885 (294 amino acids)
Source: RefSeq, a predicted model, not a curated record
AUGGCGUCGAGGUGGCUCACCCUCUUCCUCCUCCUGUCGCCCGCCCUCGCCGCCGAGAACAACUUUGGUUUCUACCCAAAGGGCGCCCAGAGUUGUCUUUACAAGGCUGCUGACGAUGCCGACUGCACCGGAAAAGACUCCAAGGAGCUCAACUAUUGUCUUUGCGGUCAGGGCAGCUACAAGAACGACUUCAUCCUCGGCUCCGCACGAUGCGUUGGCCAGGAAUCACCCGGCGAUGUCGAUGAAACCUUUGACACCAUGCAACAGGCAUGCAAGGACUCGUCCACGCCGCUGAAGGUGACCAAGGAGGAGUUUCAAGAGGCUGCAAAGGAAGGCGAGACGACGACGACAACAGCAGACAGCUCGACGACCACGAGCACGACAACAAAGAGCAAGCAGACGGCCGAUUUCACUACGACAUCAGGUGGCAGGACAAUCACCGUCAUCGCAACUAGCGGCAACAGCAACGACGACAAGGAUACUACCAAGGACGAUGACUCGAGCCUGUCGACUGGCGCCACGAUUGGAAUCGCGGUCGGAGCCGCUCUCGUCGGAGCUGCGUUCAUUGGCGCCGGUGUCUUCUUCCUCCUGCGACGACGAAAGCGAAAGUCCGAAGAGUCUCACCCAAUGCUUCCUCCCAACUACGAUGGAAACCACGAGUACGCUGGCGCAUCAACAUACCCGCCCUCGGAGCCAAAGCCGGCAUGGGCAACCACCGCACCCAACCAACAAGGCUAUAACCAUCCGUAUACCGGCGCCUACGCCCCUCCCAAGCCGCAAGAUGUAGCGAACCCCAACCUCGUCUACGAGAUGGACGGUUCCAUACCGCCUCCGGUUAUGGAAAUGCCUGGGACAACACCACACGGACACGGACACGGACGGUGA